Sorex araneus (European shrew) is the source of this 933-nucleotide messenger RNA. Its product is annotated as olfactory receptor 148-like. Gene Ontology annotation, cellular component: membrane. The coding region runs from base 1 to 933 and encodes 310 amino acids. The transcript has a single exon. Gene Ontology annotation, biological process: G protein-coupled receptor signaling pathway. Gene Ontology annotation, molecular function: G protein-coupled receptor activity; olfactory receptor activity. The record is from RefSeq and is a predicted model, not a curated record. NCBI's taxonomy places the organism in Eukaryota, Metazoa, Chordata, Mammalia, Eulipotyphla, Soricidae.
AUGAGGAACCACACAGAGCUGAGUGAGUUCAUCCUGCUGGGAAUUCCUCAGACCCAGGGAGUGGAGAGUGUACUCUUUGUCCUCUUCUUAUUCAUUUAUCUAUUCACUUUAGUCGGCAAUUUACUCAUCCUCAUAGCAAUCCUUUCCUCCCCUGCCCUUCACACCCCCAUGUACUUCUUCUUAGGGCUGCUGGCCAUUUUUGAUAUCAUUUUGCCCGCUGUGACCUGUCCCAAGAUGCUGCUCUAUCUCUCUGGCCAGAGCCAGGCCAUUUCUUACAAGGGCUGUGCCACACAACUCUUCUUCUACCACUUCCUUGGAGCCACUGAAGGCUGCCUCUACUCAGUGAUGUCCUAUGACCGCUUUGUAGCCAUCUGUUACCCCCUGAGGUAUUCACUCAUCAUGAGACCCGAAGUCUGUGUGGGGUUGGUCGUGGGAGCCUGGCUGCUGGGCUGCGUUCAUGGCUCCAUCCUGACCUUUUUCACUUUUAGACUGACCUUCUGUGGCCCAAAUCAGGUGGAUUUCUUCUUCUGUGACAUCCCUGCUGUCUUGUCUCUGGCUUGUGAUGAUAUUUCACUGGCCAAAACCGUGAGUUCCGCAGCCGUUAGCUUUCUUGUGUUAUUAUUUUGGUUCACUAUUUGUUUCUCUUACAUGCACAUUGGGAUUGCCAUUUUGAGGAUCAGGUCCACAGAGGGUAGGAAGAAAGCCUUCUCCACCUGCAGUGCCCACCUUGCUGCUGUGCUCUGUUACCUUGCACCUGUACUCAUUGUCUACCUACAGCCCACACACAACCACUUGGUUGAUGCCGCUGUGCAAAUAUUUACUAAUAUUGUCUCUCCUAUGCUGAACUCAUUGAUCUUUUCCUUAAGAAACAAAGAAGUAAAGAGUUCUUUGAAAAGAGCAUAUCACAAAGUAAUACUUGCUUCUCAAGAAUAA